This is a messenger RNA of Dovyalis caffra, 1851 nucleotides long. NCBI's taxonomy places the organism in Eukaryota, Viridiplantae, Streptophyta, Magnoliopsida, Malpighiales, Salicaceae. The record is from the annotation of a GenBank genome assembly.
AUGCCUAGGGCAAGAGGCGAUGGGGAUAAAAAGAAGGGGUUGGUAACUUGGAUAGUGGUAUUGGCUAUCAUUUGUGGUUGUGUUUACUUAUAUUCUCGAAGCAGUGGAACAUCUGCUUUGGAAUAUGGCAGUAGAUCCCUAAGGAAGUUAGGUUCUUCUUAUUUGGGCGGGGAUGGUGAUGGUGAUGGUGAUGAAGCUUCCAACAAAUUUGUCGAAGAACUACAGGAUGAUGUUAUGCUUAAAAGCAUUCCGGUUUGUGAUGAUCGCCAUUCAGAGCUGAUUCCUUGUUUAGAUAGAAAUCUUAUAUAUCAGACAAGAUUGAAGCUGGAUUUGUCUUUGAUGGAGCACUAUGAGAGACAUUGCCCAGUUCCGGAAAGGCGCUUUAAUUGCUUGAUUCCUCCUCCACCUGGGUACAAGGUUCCAAUAAAAUGGCCCAAGAGUAGAGAUGAGGUCUGGAAAGCAAAUAUACCUCACACCCACCUGGCAAGUGAAAAAUCUGAUCAGAACUGGAUGGUUGUUAGAGGUGACAAGAUUGCAUUCCCUGGAGGUGGGACACACUUCCAUUAUGGAGCUGAUAAGUAUAUAGCCUCAAUCGCAAAUAUGCUAAACUUUCCAAAAAACAUUUUAAACAAUGGUGGAAUGCUCCGGACGGUCCUCGAUGUGGGUUGUGGAGUUGCAAGUUUUGGAGGAUAUCUGCUUUCUUCUGAUAUUAUUGCAAUGUCAGUGGCACCAAAUGAUGUUCAUCAAAACCAGAUCCAGUUUGCCUUAGAAAGAGGAAUCCCUGCAUACCUUGGCGUUUUAGGGACAAAGAGACUUCCUUACCCAAGUAGAUCUUUUGAACUUGCACAUUGUUCUCGCUGUAGGAUUGAUUGGCUUCAACGAAACGGAAUCCUUCUUCUCGAGCUAGAUAGGUUGCUUAGACCUGGAGGCUACUUCGCAUACUCAUCUCCUGAGGCCUAUGCACAAGAUGCAGAGGAUUUGAGAAUUUGGAGAGAAAUGAGCGCUCUUGUCGAACGAAUGUGUUGGAAGGUAGCUGCUAAAAGGGAUCAGACAGUUAUCUGGGCCAAGCCUCUGACAAAUGACUGUUACAUGGACAGAGAACCCGGCACUCAGCCUCCUCUCUGCAAAUCUGAUGAUGACCCAGAUGCAGUAUGGGGUGUGCCCAUGGAAGCUUGCAUCACUCCGUAUUCUGAUCAGAAUCAUAAAGCAAGAGGGAUUGGAUUGGCCCCUUGGCCUGCUCGGUUGACUGCUCCUCCUCCCCGUCUCGCUGACUUUGGCUAUUCUAAUGAAAUGUUUGAAAAGGAUAUGGAGGUGUGGCAGCUAAGAGUUGAGAAUUAUUGGAAUCUUUUAAGCCCAAAGAUUGAGCCCAAUACACUGAGGAAUAUUAUUGACAUGAAGGCAAACCUAGGGUCAUUUGCAGCUGCUCUGAAGAGCAAAGAUGUUUGGGUUAUGAAUGUCGUGCCUGAAGAUGGACCUAACACUCUCAAAAUAAUAUAUGACAGAGGCUUGAUAGGCUCUGUGCACAACUGGUGCGAACCCUAUUCUACCUAUCCAAGGACUUAUGAUCUACUCCAUGCUUGGACGAUCUUCUCUGACAUUGAAAAGAAAGAUUGUGGUGCUGAGGAUCUAUUAAUUGAGAUGGACCGCAUCCUGAGACCUACAGGCUUCAUCAUUAUCCGAGAUAAACGAUCGGUGGUGGAGUUCAUAAAGAAACAUAUAUCGGCACUACAUUGGGAAGCAGUGGCAACAGCUGAUACUGAAGGAGACUCCGAGCACGAUGAGGAUGAUGUGGUGUUCAUCAUCCAAAAGAAGCUGUGGUUAACAAGUGAGAGUUUCAGGGAAACAGAGUGA